Racocetra persica is the source of this 666-nucleotide messenger RNA. The record is from the annotation of a GenBank genome assembly. Lineage: Eukaryota; Fungi; Glomeromycota; Glomeromycetes; Diversisporales; Gigasporaceae.
AUGCCAAAGUGUUAUUCUUGCAAUAAGGUCUUUAAGAGUUGGCAAGAUUUAGGUAAUCAUAUAAAAAAAUAUCUUGAGAACAAUGAAGAUGAAUUAUCUUUACCAAACCAACAAAUUUGCAAAAAUUCGCCAAAACUAGUCGAAAUAAUAUCUGGAAUUCUUAAUAAUCAAAAUAUACUUAAAAAGCAAAACAUGCCUAAAAAAACAGAAAUAAAUAAUAAGAGAAUAAAUCUUGAACAAAAUUUGAAUAAUAGUCAAGAGGAUAUAGAUGAAUCUAUUAAAGAGCAAAUCUAUAGUAUUCCAUUUUUUAGCUGCACAAGAGAUAUUCAAAACUGUGAUGAAUUUAUUGAGAAACAAGACAUUGAAUUUUUUGAUUAUGCAAGUGAUUCUCAAAGCAGUAACUCGUCUGUCGGGGACAAUGCAGUAUCUGAUUUAUCUGAUAUAACAGAUGUUGACACUAAUAAAUAUGCUAAGGAUAACGAUUUAUUUGCUAGAAAGCCAAAGGAUCUCAAAGAUGUAUAUAAAGAAUUUUUGUCAAAGAAAUACGCUGAAUUCAUGCAUAUAGUAAUACAGUUUCACAUACAGAACUCACUUGCAAAUGUGUUUAUAAGAUUUUUUAAUAAAUAUUCAUCUUGUAAUGAUCAGCUAUUGCCAUCUAUAUCAUGA